AAAACUGAAUGCUCUGUGUAACUAAAAAAAAAAUCCACGGUAGUUACCCCAGCCCUGCGAUUUUUUUUUAUCGCCAUGUGUCAAAGUUGUUAUUGUUUACGUUUUCUUCAACGAGUGACGUGUAUUUUCAUAGACGGUAUUUUGGUGGUCCUCUGUUCUAAUUAGUUAAAAAGAACCUAAAAUUGUAUUAAAAGCUCGGAAUGAAGCUGGAAAUACUGUUGCUUUUAACAGUCACUUCAAUCACCACAACUGAGACUGGUAAAGACAAAAAAGUGUUUGUUCCUACCAAUGAAUGGAAGGUAAUUGAUGAAGGACAAUCGAUACCCGCUGGCCUACAUGUAAGAAUUAAUUUACAGACGGGAAGAAAGGAAGCUAAAUUAUUGGAUGCGGAAGAUCGGUCAGAGGAAAAAAAUUCUGCCUUGAUGAUGUCAGCGGUUUCGCAUGAUGACACCGAAAGACCGAACGAUGAUCCUACUUCCACUCACUCUCGACUGAAAGAUGCACUCAAAAAUAUCCCGGACGAAGGAUUCGAAUAUUCGGAAGAGAAACUGAAGGAAAUAACGAAAAAAUUCAGAACCUACGAGAACAUCAAAGAAGAGUUUGAGGAGAUGAACAUGAAAAUCAAAAGCGACUUUCAGCUGAUGUCUGAUCUACUCGUGAAAUAUCAGUCAAUCGAAGACAAAUUGGAUUUGAACGAGUACCGAGCGUUGUUCGAAGACUUGGAUUAUUUGCUCCAUCAAAUCGACAACGCAAAUGAUUUUGUCACAGCUGGUGGACUGGACACUAUUAUACUGCCGAAUCUCAGCAAUCAAACCGUUCCCGAAUUGAGAAUUCAUUCCGUUAAAUUGCUGGGAAUAUUGGUGCAAAACAAUCCGAAAGGCCAAAUUGCGGCAUUCGAGAAAAACGUCGGUUCGAUUCUGUUCCAAAUGCUGGCUCAAUCAGCCAACAUCAGUACGAGUGAACUGUCAUCGUUAAUGUUCGCCAUCGGCGGAUUGCUGAGAAAGUUUCCAUUGGCGCAAGCGGAGUUGUUGAGCAGUCCCGGGCUGAAGAUUCUGGUUGAUUUACUCGGUAAGCCGAUUGAUUAUAAAAUUAAAAUGAAAUGCUUGUUGCUGCUGGCGGAUCUGAUUCGGGAAUACGAUGAGAUAGCCGGAAAUGUGGGUGCCAGUAAAACGAAGGUCAACCAAGCGACCGAUAUUAAAAGUAGACUCGUGACAACGGAAUAUUGUACGAUUAUGAUUGAUCUGAUGCUGAUCCAUCGUCAGGAUUAUUUGGAAAGUUUGUAUAUUGCGGACGACAUGUUAAACGUGCUUAUUUUGUCAAAAGAAGUUUGUGAACCGCACUGGAGUGGGAGCUCAAUUUUUCGACACACACUGCUGGCGAUAAAAACUAAUUUCGAACAGCAAAAAAAUGGAACCGAUUUCGAUAAUUUCGAACUGAAUGGAAUUGUUGAGAAAUUAGAUCGUUUACAGACAUUUUGGUCCGAUCACGGGGCGAUCAAUGACGAACUUUGAAUUUUGAAAAUUUGUUCA
This is a messenger RNA of Bradysia coprophila, 1529 nucleotides long. It is a transcript of the gene Sil1, whose product is annotated as Sil1 nucleotide exchange factor. Gene Ontology annotation, cellular component: endoplasmic reticulum. Lineage: Eukaryota; Metazoa; Arthropoda; Insecta; Diptera; Sciaridae. The record is from RefSeq and is a predicted model, not a curated record. Gene Ontology annotation, molecular function: adenyl-nucleotide exchange factor activity.